CAUCCGCAGAGCAGUCGACGACUUACUUCUGUCUUGCCGUGAGCUCGUCCGCGCCAAACGUUGUCCCGACUUUGCCGCACCAGUCGGCUCCGAUCCGGACGUACCAUUGGUCUACCGCGGUUUAGAAUUUUCGUCUACUCACUUACUUCUUACGUCCGUCCGUCUUGCUGACCGCAACUACACCGAGCCACACCGGCCCCCGGGUACUCUCCGUCGGCCAUGGGUUAACCGACAAUGGUCUGCACCUAUCAGGUUAGGUGGCGUUUAAAUUUGACCGUCCGUCCGUCUUCGAAGUCUUACCCGCCAAUGACGAUUCGAGUCGCCUCACCACAUGUUAAAAUUUAGUGUUUGGGGUGCCGGCGGCUAGUGUUAGACCGUAGAGAUGGCGUGGUUGGUACAGCGGUAGGGUCAAAACGGAAGGGCUGAAGAGCGCCCUGGCCCGGCUUCGGCAGAGGACCUCUGGACAUUCCCAUGAAAACCAUACAGACUCCGCUCACCAACAUGCUCACGUUGGUGGCGGUUGGACACCGACCGGUGCUGAUGUCGGCGGUACCGGUAAGCACAGGAUGGCGGUUUUCGUGAGGAAGUCGGCGCCGGGAUCUCCAACGCCGUCGUCGGCUUCCAGCUACAACACUGCGUCUUCCGGCAACGACCUGAUCGCCAGCGCGUCCAGCGCUCUCCGGCGGUUGCACUUCAAGUCUGCCGGCGCCCACCGCAUGCUCAACCGGUCCAAACAGCCGCAGUCGCAACAGACUUCGCCGGUGCCCAAAGUCAAGGUGAUCGGCUCCAGCUCAAUAUCCGUCGAGUCUUCGGCCACGGUCAACACUAGCACCGACUCUUCUAUGGUCACCAUGACCACGGUAACCGACACGGAAAACGAAGACAGCAUCGACAACCCGCACGUGGAACCCAAAAUGAGGAUCAUCCCUAAUUUGCUGGAUGAAGUGUUGAACGGAACCCAAUCCUCGUCGUCGGCCGAAAAGGAUGACGAGUUCUACAGCGCUUCCAGCACCGAAGAACAACCCAAGGAUGAUCCGAAGGCCAUUUUUACCGUGCAAGACACUGCACCCGAGGAGUACGACGACAGCGGACUAGCUUUCCUACAGUACACGGCUCUGCCGACUAGCAACUACCAUAGCCACAACAACAACAAUAACAACAACAAUGACAACAACAAAAACAACAACCACGACAGCGGCGACGAGGAAGACGAUAACAGAACGUCCAGGGUGGAAGACUUCAGACCGGCCGACAGAAACCAAAAUUCUGAUGACGAUGCGGAUAAUACUUUGGAAUGGAGAAACAUCAUGAAAAGACAAGCGUUACUCGAGAACCUACACCGCAACACUAUAAUAGCCAAUAAAAGGUUAAAGUUGCUUUCGAGGAGGUACGCCAAAAGUCGGUUUGAAGAGGACAGAACCCGAACGGAGAUCGGCAGAAAUUCUUCUGGAUUCGCAGCCGAACAAAUGACCAUUGACAGCGAGGACUCGUUUCAGGUGGACAAUGGGUCACCGCCCGUGCCGUCGUCGCCUACCGGGGUCUCGGGUUCUCCUGUUAUAGGAGAUAGCUCAUCGUCGCCUACCAAGUCCAAACAGCACUUUACCUUCCCCACGGUCAACGAAACCGAAGAGCACGGCGUUCGUUUGGAUAUUAACAAAAGGCGACCGUCGGCGGUAUUCGGUAGGACGCCGGACUGGAACAAGGACCGGAGGAGUUCUGCCGUUUUGCUGGACGCGUUGAUCAUCAACAAAAGUCAGUCGGCUGCUGUGGUCAUGUCGGAUACAGGCCAGGUGGCGACAAUCGUUGUACAACAGCCUUCACUGUGCGGCAACUCGCCCGAACACGGCCACGAUGCAUGUCAGACCGCUCCCGUUGAACUACCAAUCGACUUCAACCGGUGGCCCGGGUUCGCCAACUGUCUGAGCACACAACAGUACUACGACUUUCAAAUGAAGUAUGGAAGCCCACAUCACAAUCGGUCGCAGAGUGUCCGAACGCCGGGCAGUAAAAGCACAGUGCAGCUGCAACUCGGGCCCAACGGAAUACCCAAAAACCGUUCUAAUCAGCUCACGUUGCCCCAACAACGGUCUAGAGUGGCUAGUAUGCCGAACACGGGCGUGGAAGAAGAAUAUUACAGGAUUCGGCAGUUCACCAUCACCGGCAAGGGUAUAAUAAAUCGAGGAGAUUCUUUGAAAAGUCGUAGAUCUAAGUCCAACAACAGCGUCGCGUCCAGUAACUCCAGCACCGAACACUUAACGGCCACCAAUUGCACCGUGAUCGGUGCCGGAGGAGGCGGUGGAGGUUCGUAUCCAGGAUCAGCGAGAACCAGUGCCGGCACCUCUUUGGCGUCGUCCAGGGAAUCCAGUUGCGCCAGUUGUCCCGGCAUCACCCAACCAUUCCGCAUUGCCAUGAUAGGCGCCACCGGUGUGGGCAAGACAUCACUGGUCUGCCAGUUUAUGACCUCCGAGUCAUUACACAUUUACGAUGCUUCCAUCGACGAAGACGGUGAAAAAUCGGUAUCAGUAUUGUUAGACGGCGAAGAAUCCGAGUUGAUAUUUUUGGACAAACCAAAUGCGCCUAAUGAUUGUAACGACGUGUUCGAAGAAACGCCACACGCUUACUGUAUUGUAUACUCGAGGAACGACUGGGACAGUUUCAAGCAAGCUGAAGAAUGGCUUCAAGCUCUGUGGAAAGCCGAUUUAGUCAGGAACAAAGCUGUGAUACUGGUCGGCAACAAGAACGACAUUGUGAGACCAAAUGUCGUAUCAUCGGGAGUCGGCAAGCAGAUGGCCACUCGGUACGAUUGUAAGUUCAUCGAAACGUCAGUGAUCAUCAACUACAACGUGGACGAGUUGCUUGUGGGCAUACUAACGCAGAUCCGGCUAAAACUUGAGAAGCCGCCCGAUAGCGGCACUCACAAAUCAAUCUCCAUGCGGAAAAGGUCCAAGUCGCCGUUGACCAAUUGUGGGCCGACGUUCAAAAAGUACAGGGGAUCUCGGACAUCUACCAGCCUCCGGGUAAAAGGUCUGCUGAGCAAGGUUUGGGCCAGAGACUCCAAGUCCAAGUCGUGUGAAAACCUACACGUGCUGUAGCCGAUAAUUCUGUAAUCACGGUCUAAGAGUACAAUCAAUCGUCUUGGAAUCGUCUUGAAUACAUUUUUUAUUUUAUAAACAUUUUUUUUUCCACAAAAUCUAACGAAAUAUUUGAGUACAAUGGUUAUCUGUUCGUACCAAAAAAAAAAACGAAGAGAACCUCCCUCCAAUUUAAACAAACCUAAGAAAAUCAAUUGUGGCAUUUUUGGCUUGCUAAAAAUUUAGUUUUGCCAACCAUAGUCAUAGUAUUAUUAUAACCUAAACACGAUAUAAGUUGAUAAAAUCUUCGAUUGUGUGUAAAGCUAAAUAUUGACGUUUGAAGUUAAUGUUUUGCAAGCCUUUAAUUUAAAUAAUCAUACUGAUUCAUCGUGGCAACAUUAACUAAUGCCCCCGUUGGGCGGCUAAUAAAUAUUGAUCAUUUUUAUGCUUUCUGUACAAUGUGUUAGGAUUUCGUGAAAAUAUUUAUUGUUUUAUUGUAAAACGCACAAUUUGAUUUUGGCAAAUUAUUUAUGAAAGCCAACUCGGUAUUUAUAAGCUACAGACAUUGAAGUUUACUAAUUCGAUUUAAUUGACUAAAUUAACGACGCAACGGUGGCCAUUAUGUGAUACUCUAACGCCAUAUUAAUAGCUUGAUAAUACCAUUGGUUUUAAACUAUCCAGAUAGGUAGUGCUAUACACAAGAACGGCGACCAAUUUUAUGCGGGAUUCCCGCCCGUCAUAGUUUUUGGACUGGACGAUGGUAAACUAUGACGAGGGUACCUCUUUUGACAGCGAGAACCCCACAUAAAAUCGAUCGCCGUUCUUGUGUAUAGCGCCGCUUAUCUGUAUAUUUUAAAAUCAAUGUUAAUAAUGACAAUCAUCGAUGAGUAUGAUGGCUAAACGUUAAGUAGAACGACCAAGAGAUAUAAACCGGACACAGUUGGAGUCGGAUAGGAUGUUUGUGAACGAUAGAGAAAAUUAAAAUACAGUGUAAUUUUUUUCAAAUGGAAAUAAUCGAAAAAAGUUUGUUUUAAGUGCUUGAUACUAACGUGUUGAAUAAGACAAGAAACAACAAUUUUUGGUUGUUUUUAUGGGUGGAAAUUAUAAUAUUAACUUUUGCUUUUUUCGUUUACAAUACUACUCCAUCUUCAAGACCGCUAUGAAUAACGUUUAGAGAAAAAAAAACUUAAAGAAGCAUACGCUGUGGAAACGUGUCAUUCGUUUCUCCUCAGCCUGCGAGUUCAUAAGCAAUCAUAUCGCUGUUUGCCGCCGUUGAUCACCAAUAGAUUUACGUGUAUUUAUAAUUUACCAAUACUUCUAGGCUAUAUUAUACUAUAUUAGUAAUUUUCGUGUUUAUGCAUAGGUAUCGUUAAGUUAAUGUGCUUAGUCUGUAGAGCGUGUUUAGGAUUAAAUACAUUUUUGGUUUUUUAUUCACUAGAUAGUAAUAACAUUUAUCGUAAGCGAUUUUGUUUUUUGUUUUUUAAUUUCUAAUUUUUGCCGUCAUUAUUUUUGACAAUAAUGAUGAUGGUUUCAAGGGACCAUUGCCGUCAUUAUUAUUGCGAUCGCGUUCGAAAAUGCUAUUUCGAGUUAUCGCAAUGAAAUGUCGAUUAGAACGAGUUUCGUUAGUAUUAUUAUAUAUAUAUAUAAAUGAAAACGCAAUGUUUUUUUUUUUGUUCCUAGGAUAAUUAUUAUUAAUAUUUUUAACAUUUUAAUCAUCAGCAGAAUCGGGGACCACUUAGUGUUGUUAGGCAGUAGUGGCGCACAGACGAACGUCGUAAACGACGCGUUUAGCGACUUUCCACGUUUGUUUGUGUCGCAAGUAUUAAUGAGUAAUUUUGUACAUAAUAUUAGUAAUAGCAUAAUAUAAAAUUUAAGUAUUAGGUAUCGCGUUGUUGUAUUCGCACGGAUACAACAUCUUAAUCAUAAGGUUUUGUUUUUUUUUUUAAAAGAGCCGUUCGGUAAACGCAUCUUAUUUCCGGUACUGCGUUUCACAAAUAUCUAUAAACAGCUUAAGUGAUGAAAAAUCUACAUACAAAAGAAAAUCAUAUGUUAAAAUAUGAACAGAUUAAAACCAUGAAUAACUCCAAAACUGUAUAGUAACCUAUAGUAUUGUCAGCUUUUUCAACCGCUAUACAGGAUUUUUUUUUUAAAUAUAUUAUGUAAAAGUUUGUCGAGUCAAAUCACAACAAGAAUAAUCAAUGAUAGUAUUUGCAUCUACUAACCAUUUUGCUGCGUCCGGAGAGAAUUUGCGUUUUAUCGUUCCGACUCGUUUUUAAGUACUAACGUAUAACUAUUAUUUUUUCAUAAUAUAAUGUGCCAUUAUUAUUAUUAUUAUUAUUAUUAUAGGUGAUAAUAUGAUUAGUAUGGUCUUGGUUUGAACGCCUUUGCUUUUUUUGUUAGAUAAAUUUCCCCUUUCCUCUUCGUUUUCUACGGUCUUCCACUUGUAUUCGGAUGAAACCGAUCGAACAGUUAACUCGUUCGGACGUUUUCGAGCGAUAUUUCUUACUAUUCUAAAUCCUACUUUUUCUUCACGACAACCGUAUCCCUAACAACUACCCUACUCGUUAAGCAUAUCAGGGAGCAUGGCAUGUGCAUUCAAACAAUUCACGACCUAAGUGUCAACCCUUAUCGAUUGGCCAACCAACACUUUAGGCCAUCAACAACUUCACUGUUGGUCUACAAAGAUGGGAAAUCAUGUCACGUGCAUUGAUCGUGCUCUAUGGGUAAAUGCGUGUAGGUAUGUAAUAUUAUUUUUUGUUUUAUAAGUUGUUUAAAUCUGUCGAAUUCCAUUCUGACUCAGCCGCGUAUCAAUGCACUUUGUGAACAAAUCAACAAAUAGUAACAUUAAUGUUUAUAGGUCAUAUCUUCAAUAAUUAUUAUCACUAGUCACCUUUUUUGACGCUUGGUUUGUUUGGCAUUACAUUCAGGGGCACACUGAGCUGAGGAGCGUGACUGUGGACAAUUUUCUAUAAGAAAAUCAUAAUACCUGUUUUAUGAUAAGUUGUUGGGAUUUUGAAGGCCGCCUUUAAAUUUGUUCACGGGCCAGGGACCUGUUUAGUCGAUCACGUAUAACAUUUUAACUUUUUUAUUGCUUUAAUCAUAUCACCGUUGUACAUUUUUACACACAUAUCCAAUCAUUUUAACUAAUAAUACUGUCUCGUUCUCUUGUCUUCUGUUCAUGCGUUGAUUUUCGCUUUGCACAUAACUUCUGUCGCGUUCUCGGCCUGUGAUUAAAUACUCUUUUUUUUACCUUCCACUUACUUAAUCUUAAUAAAAGUUCCCAGAGUUUUAAGAAUUUCCAACGUUGGACGUGAGAUUUCUCUUGUACCAUAAUAAUAGUAAUAAUAAUGAUACCUAAGUUAAUAAUACCUAGUUAUAAGUACGUUUAAGUUGUAUCUAGAGUUUUUUUUUUUAAUUUUAUUGUUAUUAUAAUGAACACGACACGGUCGUUCAUACAGUUCGGAGUAUCGGGUAUCAAGUAGAUUUAGAAACGCAUAAAAUUGCAAACAUAUGAUAUAUUAUAUUUUUCUCUUAACAUACAUUAUUAUGAUAAGUAAUAAUGUAUUAGGUUAAGGAUAAUAAUUACUACGGGUUUUCAAUACAAAUAAUAUGAUAACCACGUUUGUUUUGUACAAAUAAGUGUUAACUAUUAUGCAUCAUCUUAUUAUAAUAUUAUCAUGCCUAGUAAUAAUAUUACUAGGCAAUAAUAAUUUAAUAUUAUUUUUAAAAUGUUAUUGGGUUUUAUUAAGAUUAUUUAUAGGUGUAUAAUGUGCAUAUCUGUUUUCUUAUGUAUGCGG
Messenger RNA from Adelges cooleyi (spruce gall adelgid), 6868 nucleotides. RefSeq lists its product as uncharacterized. The record is from RefSeq and is a predicted model, not a curated record. The coding region runs from base 567 to 3092 and encodes 841 amino acids. NCBI's taxonomy places the organism in Eukaryota, Metazoa, Arthropoda, Insecta, Hemiptera, Adelgidae. Gene Ontology annotation, molecular function: calcium channel regulator activity; GTP binding; GTPase activity. Gene Ontology annotation, cellular component: plasma membrane. The transcript has 11 exons.